Xiphias gladius (swordfish) is the source of this 1110-nucleotide messenger RNA. RefSeq names its product glutamine synthetase-like. The record is from RefSeq and is a predicted model, not a curated record. Gene Ontology annotation, cellular component: cytoplasm. NCBI's taxonomy places the organism in Eukaryota, Metazoa, Chordata, Actinopteri, Istiophoriformes, Xiphiidae. The transcript has 6 exons. Gene Ontology annotation, molecular function: glutamine synthetase activity. The coding region runs from base 1 to 1110 and encodes 369 amino acids.
AUGGCAUCAGUGUCGUCCAGCUCUUGUCUCAGCAAGGCCGUGCGUCAGCACUACAUGAGCCUGCCGCAGGGAGAGAAGUGCCAGGUCACCUACAUCUGGAUCGACGGCACAGGAGAGGAACUUCGCAACAAGACCCGAACCCUGGACAGCGAACCAGAAAGCAUAAACGAUAUUCCUGAAUGGAACUUUGAUGGCUCGAGCACGUACCAGGCCGAAGGCUCCAACAGUGACAUGUACCUCAUCCCAGUCCGCAUGUUCAGGGAUCCAUUCACCCUCGACCGCAACAAACUGGUCCUCUGUGAAGUCCUCAAGUACAACCGCCUACCUGCAGAGACUAACGAACGAGCUAGCUGCAACAAAGUGAUGGAGGAGGUUAAAGAUCAUCACAUGUGGUUUGGUAUGGAGCAGGAGUACACACUCUUGGGAAUAGAUGGACAUCCUUUUAGUUGGCCCGUGCAUGGAUACCCAUCACCGCAGGGCCCUUACUACUGUGGGGUGGGGGCGAAAAAUGCUUAUGGACGGGACAUUGUGGAGUGUCACUACAAGGCCUGCCUCUACGCAGGGGUCAAAAUCUGUGGCACCAAUGCUGAAGUUAUGCCAUCUCAGUGGGAGUUCCAGGUGGGUCCCUGUGAGGGUAUUGAGAUGGGCGACCAUCUGUGGGUUGCACGCUAUCUGCUGCACCGUGUGUGUGAAGAUUUUGGGGUUGUGGCAACACUGGACCCCAAACCAAUUACGGGCAACUGGAACGGUGCUGGUUGCCACACAAAUGUCAGCACCAUGCAGAUGAGGGAAGAGAGAGGACUGCAAUACAUCGAGGAGGCCAUCGAGAAGCUGAGGAAAAAACACAGCAAACACAUCCGCGUCUAUGACCCUCGUGGAGGCCAGGACAACGCGAGACGUCUCACAGGUCUCCAUGAAACCUCCAGCAUCAACGACUUCUCUGCCGGAGUGGCUAACCGAGGCGCCAGCAUCCGCAUCCCUCGCCAGGUGGGCCAAGAGAAAAGAGGGUACUUCGAGGACCGCCGCCCUGCAGCAAACUGUGACCCCUAUGCUGUGACAAAGGCCAUUGCACACACCUGCCUGCUAGAUUCAGAAGAGGAAGAGGAUUGA